AUUUACUUAUCUCUAAUUGAGCUGUCAGUGUGACUAUUUAAUUCGCAACGAUUACGGUUUUACCAUUAUUAAGCAAAAAUGUUGCGAGUGAUUUCUACGACGUUAGCUAAGAGCUCAAAUUUAGCUGCAACAGCCGCGACGGCUUCGAUGCAAAUUGGAAGCUUUCGGAAACAAAGUACAAUAAUUAAACAAAGCGAUGGUGUUCGUGAAAUCGUUUUGAAUGAUCCAAGAGCACGCAAUACACUUUCUUGCGAAGUAAUGUCAUCGAUAUUUGACGGCAUUACAAAGGAUGUGCAUGACGAAAGUUUGCGUUGUAUUGUAAUUAGUUCUACCGGUCCAGUGUGGUCAGCAGGACAUAAUUUGAAGGAAAUCUCGGCAUCCAGCGAUGGCGGGCAUGCGAUCUUCAGUCAACUUGUUGAUAUAAUAUUGAACAUUUAUAAAUCGCCCGUGCCAAUUAUAGCGAAAGUUAAUGGCAUGGCAACUGCUGCAGGUCUACAGUUGGCUGCUUCAUGUGACAUGGUUGUGGCAUCUGAUAAAGCCAGUUUUGCUGCUUCAGGCGUUAACAUUGGUAUAUUCUGCACUACACCGGGUAUUGCCAUAUCGCGUGUUAUGCCACGUAUGAAAUCCUCUUACUUGCUCUUUACUGGUUUCCCUAUCAACGCACAGGACGCGCUAACGGCAGGUUUAGCUAGUGUUGUGGUGCCAGAAGCACAAUUAGAUGCUGAAACUAACAAAAUAACACAAUCGAUAAAGGAGAAACCACGCGCUAUAUUAGCCAUGGGUAAAAAGUUUUACUAUAAGCAAUUGGGCUUGAGUGUCAAGGAUGCUUACGAUCAAGGCACAGACGUAAUGGUUAAAAAUAUCGGUAUGGAAGAUGCGCAAGAGGGUUUAAAGAGCUUCGUUGAGAAGCGCAAACCAAAUUUCAAUAAGAAGUGAUUCGUGUUAAUUAAUUGUUGAAAUUAAGUUGGUUGCCUUGAUUUCCUAAACAAAUGUUGUUAAAUCGCGCAUUUUAUGGAUGUGUGUGGCUCGAUUUGCAACUCAAAUGCAUUUAUUUUGUGUCUUAAAGAGUUAAUAAAAUAUAGAUUGUAUAUAGUUAAUAACUAUACAUAUUUCCUGCUGUCAUCAGCUUAGUACAGUAGCGGGUUUAACGGUACAAGUACUUACUUUCAUGAUAUUGGAAAUUAUUUUUGUAAUAAAUAUUUGUGGUGAACUGAAU
This is a messenger RNA of Bactrocera latifrons, 1216 nucleotides long. RefSeq names its product enoyl-CoA hydratase domain-containing protein 3, mitochondrial. Bases 79 to 936 code for a protein of 285 amino acids. Gene Ontology annotation, cellular component: mitochondrion. NCBI's taxonomy places the organism in Eukaryota, Metazoa, Arthropoda, Insecta, Diptera, Tephritidae. Gene Ontology annotation, molecular function: hydro-lyase activity. The record is from RefSeq and is a predicted model, not a curated record. The transcript is spliced from 6 exons.